Messenger RNA from Austrofundulus limnaeus, 498 nucleotides. RefSeq names its product leucine-rich repeat-containing protein 51-like. The record is from RefSeq and is a predicted model, not a curated record. Gene Ontology annotation, molecular function: protein binding. Lineage: Eukaryota; Metazoa; Chordata; Actinopteri; Cyprinodontiformes; Rivulidae.
GACCCUCCUAUGAUAUAUAGAUAUAUUUUAAAGAGAAACCCACAGAGGAAAUACCUCAGCAGAUCUCUGCGUCUGAAUAACAAUAACAUCACAGAACUGCAUGAGCUCCAAACCACUGUCAGCCACUUCCUGGCUGAACCCUCACGCCUCGCCUGGCUUGACCUUUCCUUUAAUAAAAUCUCACACAUAGACCAGGUUUUGUGCGAGUUGCAUGGCCUCCAUGUGUUAUAUCUUCAUGGGAACAACAUUUCAUUCUCAGAGGUGGACAGGUUGGGCGUUCUGCCUCAUCUUCACUCCAUCACUCUGCAUGGAAAUCCCAUAGAAACCAACAAGACACACAGGUACUAUGCAUGCAUGAAUUCUGCAACAGAUGCUUAAAAACUGAUCAAAUUCAACAUCCACUCCCGUCUCUAAACUUUAUCAGUUUGCACCAAAAAGGGCUACUGUUAAACUACCUUCCACCGAGGCAGUUUCUUAUAAAUCUGCAGCUUUUUCACC